Molecule: messenger RNA, 3482 nt
Organism: Pisolithus orientalis
Lineage: Eukaryota; Fungi; Basidiomycota; Agaricomycetes; Boletales; Pisolithaceae
Product: muts domain V-domain-containing protein
Exons: 19
Coding region: 118-3372 (1084 amino acids)
Biological process (GO): mitotic recombination; mismatch repair
Cellular component (GO): nucleus
Molecular function (GO): ATP binding; ATP-dependent DNA damage sensor activity; mismatched DNA binding
Source: RefSeq, a predicted model, not a curated record
GCUCCUUGAGCUCCUUCAAGGACAUGCACUUGCUCCUCGCAUGACGUCACGUGCCAACCAAGGUUGUCCGCACGGCUAUAACUAGUGCCUCUCUGUCUUGAGGAACAUCGUCUUACAAUGAGUCGAAAAUCGCCCGCAGUGCCAGUGGGGAUGCAGAGUCAGUCCCGUAUCUCUGCCUACUUCUCCCAGACUUCGUCGCCGGCCAAGAAGCGUCAACACGACAGUGGAAGCCCUGUCAUAGACUUGACCCUUGGUGAUUCAGAGGCGGUUGAGCAGCGACCCAUCAAAAAACUUAAAGCAAGCCAGGAUGGCCGUCCCUUGGAAUACUGGCGUUUCGACCCAAGUCAGCCGUCUUCAGCAACUGUUGAAAGAGCAUCAUCCAUGGACGAGGGCAGAAAGAAGAGACACGAGGAGUUCAAACGCGUCCUACUAGGGGAAAACAACAUUUUCGCUCGUCCUAAGCAUAUUCAAGAGCAAGCCGCACACUCAGACGUGGGGGAAGUGAGUGGAGAGGAUGAGGAUGGAGGCCCUGAAUCCGAUCGCUCCGACGUAGCGUUCAAGGAGCUGACAGAUUUGUUCUCGCAUAAGCCCGUCAGAAAGAAGGGCAAGGCGAGUGCUCCUAGUAUAAAACGAAACAAAGGAGCUUCAGAAGAGAUUGGGCCGAGUGGGCUGCCAUACACUCCUGCGGAACUACAAUCAUUGAAACUUAUCAAAGACAAUCCGGGGGUAGUUCUGAUGAUUGAAUCUGGCUACAAAUAUUAUUUCUACGAAGAAAGCGCUACGAUAGCCAGCAAAGAACUUGGCAUAAUUGCCUACCCGCGACGCAAUCUCAUGACUGCUGGUAUCCCCACUCAUAGGCGUGAUGUACAUGUCAAGAAGCUCCUUUCCCAGGGAUACAAGGUCGGAAUUGUGGAGCAGACAGAGACAGCAGCGCUCAAGAAAGCAAGUGAAACCAGAAACAUGCUAUUUGAGAGGAAACUCACUUAUCUUUAUACUGCCACAACAUACGUUGAUGAAGUCGGAUCUACCGACGACCUUGACAAGUAUGGUGCUCCGUUGCUUGCUUGUUUCCUCGAGUCACCCAGCCGUGGAGCCGUCCCUGACGACCAAGUCUCGAUAGCAAUGAUCGCUAUCACACCCAGUACUGGUGAUGUUAUAUGGGACGAGUUCGAUGAUUCGAUUAUGCGUUCUGAGCUAGAGACACGUCUUGUACACACUCGGCCAGCAGAACUGGUACUUCCGGAGCAGGGAUUGAGUAGAUUGACAGAGAAGGUGUUGAAACAUUUUGCCAGCUCCGCAGCAGGCGAGCAUAGAGUUCGAAUCGAACGCUACGAGAGUCCCAUGGAGUACACAGCAGCCUUUGAUUUUGUAACACAGUUUUACAAUGAUAAGGCAAAACAGGGAGCCAUGAAGGAUCCCAAAAUGGAGGGUGUCCUUGGCAUUAUUGCGAACUUCCCGCAGCGAGUUGUCAUAGCUCUUGCGCACGCUAUUGAGUACCUUUCGGCAUUUAGUAUAGCGGAUGCAUUCCUUGGCGCCAAAUUUUUCUCGAAGUUCGCUAACAGGACUCACAUGUUGUUGAAUUCUAACACUCUUACCAACCUAGAAAUUUACCAUAACCAGACAGACUACACAACCAGAGGGUCGUUAAUGUGGAUUCUUGAUCACACGACAACUAAGUUUGGGGCCAGACUACUAAAGAAUUGGGUGGGCAGACCACUCACCGAUAAGACGAUCCUGCAACAGCGAGUAGAUGCCAUCGAAGAGAUAAUCGCCUGUACCUCCGAAAGACUGGUUGCGCUUCGGCAGGUUAUGAGGAAGCUGCCAGACCUUGCGAAAGGACUCUGUCGGAUUCAGUAUGGGCAAUGUUCUCCCAAGGAGCUUGCAACACUUCUUCCCGCAUUCAACAAGGUCGCAAACGCAUUUGACGGUCUUGUAAACGAGCCUAGCGGUGGCUUCACAUCCAAACUAUUGAACGAAAUCGUUUUGGCGCUCCCGAAACUUAAGGCACCAAUGCGUGACCUGCUGAGUGCCGUAUCCUUGGAAGAGGCUGCCCAAGGAUCCAAAGUGUCCCUAUGGAAAGAUGACGAGAAGUACCCUGCGUUGGUCGAGCUACAGUUGAUGAUUCAAACCGUUGAGUCUGAGUUAUCGGAGGAACUAAAGAGAAUCCGCAAAAUUCUCAGAAUACCGUCACUGCAGUGGACUACAGUCCUUGGCUUUGAGUAUCUCGUAGAAGUAAAGAAAGCUGAUAAUCGCGAGGUUCCUGUUGGCUGGGAACUGGUGUCAAGCACAAAGUAUCUGAGACGUUACUAUACUCCGGAAGUCAAGAAGCUAUUGCAGGAGCGAGCACGGUAUCAGGAAUUGCUCACGGCUGAAGCUAACAAAGCAUACAAGUCUUUCUUGGGCGAUAUCAUGCAAUCAUACUAUCCUGUCUUACGUGACGCUGUGAGUAAGUUGGCAAUUGCCGAUUGUCUUUGCAGUUUGGCGCAGGUCGCGCUUCAAGAUGGUUACGUGCGACCCGAGUUUACUGAAGACGAUGUUCUCGAUAUCGUGGAUGGCCGCCACCCGAUGGUGGAAGCUUUGAGGCCAGAUCCAUUCGUUCCCAACACAAUUUGCCUGGGCGGGGAUUCUCCAAAAAGUGCGAUCAUUACGGGUCCUAACAUGGGUGGCAAAAGUUCAGCAGUUCGGAUGGUUGCUCUCAUUGCCAUCAUGGCACAAAUUGGAUCGUAUGUCCCUGCAAAGGCUGCUAGGAUUGGGAUGUGUGACGGCAUCAUCACGAGGAUGGGAGCAUCGGAUGAGCUAGCGCGCGGACGGUCAACGUUCAUGGUCGAGAUGGCAGAAACCAGUGAAAUCCUCUCUAUGGCCACCCCCAAGAGUCUAGUGAUCCUUGAUGAGCUUGGUAGAGGUACGUCCACAGCGGAUGGGAUGGCAAUUGCAGACGCAGUCCUCCACCACCUAAUACAGGACGUAAAGUGCAAGACCCUAUUCAUCACGCAUUAUCCCCUUGUUGCCAUUGACAUGGAACGACGGUUUCCGAUGGAUGUUCAAAACGUACACAUGAGUUAUACGACGGAAACCCGUAUAGACGGGAGACGAGACGUAACGUUCUUGUAUCGCCUAACCAGGGGCUUUGCUAAAGAGUCGUUUGGAGUGGAAUGCGCACGGUUGGCAGGUAUUUCUGAAGAGGUUCUUGCUGUUGCAAGUGAGCGCUCCGAGCGUUGCCGGCUGUCCGUCGAGGCUCACAACAGCCUAAUUAGAAUGCAUGGUUGUUUUCAUCUUAUCCAGCAGUGUCUCGCAAAUCCACCAGACGCAACCCAGUUGCUACGAGAACUCCGCACCCAAAUGUACCUGCAUCGAUCUACAUUAGGAGCAUAGUGUUACUAUGAUUUGGUUUUCUUUUGUUUCUUCCGACCCGAUUUUUUAGAGGAAUCCGUAGUAUCUACCACUUCAUCCGCCUUGCGUUUUCCUCCAUCGCCACUCCGAGU